AUGGGCACAGAUCCAGUGUAUCCCAGAUUCCCUUUCGCUCGCCCGAGUGGUGAUGAGCCACCCGCAGAGUUUCACCGUCUUCUCAGAGAACGUCCCCUUUCCCGCGUGGAACUCUGGGACGGAAGCCAUCCAUGGUUGGUGGUAAAGCAUAGGGACGUCUGCGAAGUCCUUACGGACCCCAGACUAUCCAAGGUUCGUCAGCGAGAGGGCUUUCCGGAAAUGUCCCCUGGUGGAAAGGCAGCUGCCAAAAACCGGCCCACAUUUGUUGAUAUGGAUCCUCCUGACCAUAUGUACCAGAGGAGCAUGGUCAACGCCUUUUUCACUGAUGAAUAUGUGCAGUCUUGUCUUCCCUUCAUUCGAGACACUGUUCAGCAUUAUCUGAAUCAGUUGAUUAAGGCAGCUAAAGAUGAAAAAGAAGUCGAUCUCGUGAAGCAUUUUGCUCUGCCAAUUCCCUCCCGAAUCAUCUAUGGCAUGCUCGGUAUACCUCAAGAAGACUUCGAGUACCUAAGCGGUUAUGAUGCGACGCGGACUAAUGGAAGUAGUACUGCCGCUGCUGCUCAAGCAGCCAACAAGAACCUGCUUGAAUACCUGGAGAAGUUGGUCGACAAGAGAACUGCAAACCCCGGCAAAGAUGUCAUAAGCACCCUGGUCAACGAGCAAUUGAAACCAGGACACCUUGAGAAACUUGACGUCGUCCAAAUUGCAUUUCUUCUUUUGGUGGCUGGAAACGCUACCGUCGUAAGCAUGAUUGCCUUGGUAGUGGUAACCUUGCUCGAGCACCCUGAGCAACUAUCGCGGUUGCUGGAAGACCCAUCGCUCUCCAGGCUAUUCGUGGAGGAACUCUGUCGCUUCCACACAGCAUCCGCACUUGCUACACGGCGUGUGGCUACCGUGGACAUCGAACUUCGCGGACAAGUCCGAAGCCCUUUCUCCAUCAAGCCCAUGGCCAAAGCGAACCGUGAUCCAGAGGUCUUCCCAGACCCAGACACCUUUGACAUGUUCCGAAAGCGAGGACCAGAGGAGGCUCUAGGUUUCGGAUACGGUGAUCAUCGCUGCAUCGCGGAAACGCUUGCGCGUGCAGAGCUUGAAACUGUCUUUUCCACUUUAUUCCAAACUUUGCCGAGCCUUAAGCUCGCGGUCCCCAAAUCGGAAAUAGAGUGGACACCUCCCACGAGGGACGUGGGUAUCGUCGGGCUUCCCGUGACUUGGGAUAGGGAUUGA
Aspergillus pseudotamarii is the source of this 1221-nucleotide messenger RNA. RefSeq names its product cytochrome P450. Gene Ontology annotation, molecular function: heme binding; iron ion binding; monooxygenase activity. The transcript has 9 exons. NCBI's taxonomy places the organism in Eukaryota, Fungi, Ascomycota, Eurotiomycetes, Eurotiales, Aspergillaceae. The coding region runs from base 1 to 1221 and encodes 406 amino acids. The record is from RefSeq and is a predicted model, not a curated record.